Cucurbita pepo subsp. pepo (vegetable marrow) is the source of this 1557-nucleotide messenger RNA. Its product is annotated as 1-aminocyclopropane-1-carboxylate synthase CMA101-like. Gene Ontology annotation, biological process: amino acid metabolic process; biosynthetic process. The record is from RefSeq and is a predicted model, not a curated record. Gene Ontology annotation, molecular function: pyridoxal phosphate binding; 1-aminocyclopropane-1-carboxylate synthase activity; transaminase activity. NCBI's taxonomy places the organism in Eukaryota, Viridiplantae, Streptophyta, Magnoliopsida, Cucurbitales, Cucurbitaceae.
UUUCUCUCUCAACAAAUUUCAAUCUCACUAACCUCUCUAUCUCAUAAUCUCUUCUUAGCAAUUCCUCAAGGUUAAUCUCUUCUUAGCUAAACAAAAUGAGGAUGCUAUCCACAAAGGCUACGUGCAACUCCCACGGUCAAGAUUCCUCCUACUUCCUAGGGUGGGAGGCUUAUGAGAAGAAUCCCUUUGAUGAGGCUUCUAAUCCCAAGGGCAUAAUUCAGAUGGGUCUUGCGGAGAAUCAACUAUCAUUUGACCUUCUUGAAUCAUGGCUCACAAAGAACCCUGACGCCGCCAGCUUCAAACGAGAUGGCCAAUCCAUUUUCAGGGAGCUCGCUCUCUUCCAAGAUUACCACGGCUUACCCGCAUUCAAAAAGGCAUUGGUUGAAUUUAUGGCGGAAAUUAGAGGGAACAAAGUAACAUUUGAGGCUAAUAACAUAGUCCUCACAGCUGGCGCAACUUCAGCCAAUGAGACACUUAUGUUCUGCCUUGCCGAGGCUGGCGAUGCUUUUCUCCUCCCAACUCCAUACUAUCCAGGAUUUGAUAGAGAUUUGAAAUGGAGAACCGGCGUUGAGAUUGUACCAAUUCAUUGCACCAGCUCCAACGCCUUCCAAGUCACCCAACCGGCUCUAGAACAAGCCUAUAAAGAAGCCGAAGCUCGCAACCUACGUGUCAAAGGCGUGUUGGUCACAAACCCAUCCAACCCAUUGGGCACCACAAUGAGCCGACACGAACUCGACUUGGUUUUCGACUUUAUAACUUCGAAAGGCAUUCACUUGAUCAGUGACGAGAUCUACUCUGGGACCGUUUUCGGGUCGCCGGGAUUCGUGAGUGCGAUGGAGGUGCUUAGGGAGAGGAGUAGCGAGGAGGAGGAGGUUUGGAAGAGAGUACAUAUUGUUUACAGUUUGUCAAAGGAUUUGGGGCUUCCAGGUUUUCGAGUUGGUGCAAUUUACUCCAACGACGACAUGGUGGUGGCUGCGGCUACCAAAAUGUCUAGCUUUGGAUUGGUGUCGUCUCAAACACAAUACCUUCUCUCAGCCAUGCUGUCCGACAAGAAGUUCACUAGAAACUACAUUACCGAGAAUCAGAGAAGGCUGAAACAGAGACAAAAGAUGCUGGUAUCUGGUUUGGAAAAGGCGGGUAUUAACUGCCUGGACAGCAAUGCAGGGUUGUUCUGUUGGGUGGACAUGAGGCAUUUGUUGGAGUCGGACACGUUUGAAUCCGAGUUAGAGCUGUGGAAGAAGAUAGUGUACGAGGUGGGUUUGAACAUUUCUCCUGGCUCAUCCUGCCACUGCUCUGAACCAGGGUGGUUCCGUGUUUGCUUUGCCAACAUGUCCGAAUCAACAUUGAAACUAGCUAUUCGAAGAUUGAAGUCGUUUGUAGCAGAAUUGAGGUCCGCCGCUUCUCCAAACGCUCAGUCACAAUUAAACAAUGACAACAAAUUUUGCAAGAACAUCAAGAAAAACAUUUUCACCAAAUGGGUUUUCCGGCUAUCGGUUCAAGAAGCCAACCGCAAGCUGCAACAUGAACGAUAGCCUGGUUUGAUGAACACAUUCAUCG